Trichosurus vulpecula (common brushtail) is the source of this 887-nucleotide messenger RNA. It is a transcript of the gene MRPL55, whose product is annotated as mitochondrial ribosomal protein L55. The transcript is spliced from 5 exons. Bases 242 to 622 code for a protein of 126 amino acids. The record is from RefSeq and is a predicted model, not a curated record. Gene Ontology annotation, biological process: translation. Gene Ontology annotation, cellular component: mitochondrial large ribosomal subunit. Lineage: Eukaryota; Metazoa; Chordata; Mammalia; Diprotodontia; Phalangeridae. Gene Ontology annotation, molecular function: structural constituent of ribosome.
CGCGCCGCUCGCGACCUUAUGCCCCCGCUGUGCGAACCAGCGCACCCGCGUAGCCCCCGAGGCCGCAGCUCCCUUUUCGGAGGCGUCUCCCGUACGCUCUCAGCACCGCAGCCCCGGGAGACUGUACACAGAGUAUACAUCAGUUAAUAUUUUGGUGCCUUGGAUGUGAUGAGGCUCAGUUGACAGCUGUGUAAAGAGGGCCUCCAUCUCAUGACCUGCUGCAGUCAUACCAGGGGCGAGAAUGGCAGCUGUGAGAAGAGUGAUUUGCUUCCUACAACAGAAUUUAGUGAAGAUUAGCUUUCCCACUUCACAUCACCUGCAUACAUCCUCCAUCCAGCUCAACUCCAACCGGGCUUCUCUCACUCGAAUGCACAGGAAGGCUUAUGCUCGUCUCUAUCCAGUGAUGUUGGUCAAGCCAGAUGGAUCUACCAUUCAUAUCAGAUAUAAGGAGCCUCGGCGGAUCCUUACUAUGCCAGUAGAUAUCGACACACUUUCUCCGGAGGAAAAAAGGAUGAGACUACGCAAGCGGAAUCCCAGGUAUAUGGAAGUGGGAAAAAAAGAGGCGGAAUUUGGAGAUGACUUCAGCGUGGAACAAUACGCAAAAUUUUGGAAGAAAAACUGAACAUGCUAUGUUAAGAUUGUAUAAAAGACUUUUUUCCUCUGCUGCUUCUCCCUGAUUCAAACCCUUGCCUAGACCUGAGGGCCAACUUCUGUGUGCACAGCAGUGGGAAAUGAAGAUGGACAGUAUGUGGCCCCUGCCCUCCAGGAAUUUACGGAAGCAAAGAUGAACCUUAUUUCUUUUUAGGAGUUGACACUUUCAUAGGAGAGAUAAAAUGUACAAACAAUAAUAACAACCUACAUGUACAUUAUAAAAUAUGUGCAUUGUU